This is a messenger RNA of Sitophilus oryzae (rice weevil), 2049 nucleotides long. Its product is annotated as ribose-5-phosphate isomerase. Gene Ontology annotation, biological process: pentose-phosphate shunt, non-oxidative branch; D-ribose metabolic process. The transcript is spliced from 2 exons. The coding region runs from base 35 to 838 and encodes 267 amino acids. Gene Ontology annotation, cellular component: intracellular membrane-bounded organelle. Gene Ontology annotation, molecular function: ribose-5-phosphate isomerase activity. The record is from RefSeq and is a predicted model, not a curated record. Lineage: Eukaryota; Metazoa; Arthropoda; Insecta; Coleoptera; Curculionidae.
AGAGAUAUGUAUCAAAUCCAGAGUGGCCGUGACCAUGAAUAUCCCCGCUAAAAUUUUAAAGGCGAAUUUGUUUACAAAUUUUCGUUCUAACUACUUCUCAACUAAGUAUUAUUAUUUAUCGAUAGCACGUGACAAAAUGAGUUUAGAAGAAGCAAAGAAACUAGCCGCAUAUCGAGCAGUAGAUGAGCACGUAGAAUCUGGGUAUACCGUCGGAAUCGGAAGUGGAUCUACAGUGAUAUAUGCAGUGGAUAGGCUGGCCCAAAGGGUAACUGAAGAAAAUAUAAAAGUAAAAUGUGUCCCAACAUCUUUUCAAGCCAGGCAACUCAUCAUAAAUCACAAAUUAGCCCUAACGGAUUUAGAAAUUUCGCCCCAUUUAAACGUGUGUAUUGAUGGUGCCGAUGAGGUCGAUUCUAACUUAAAUUUAAUCAAAGGAGGUGGUGGCUGUCUAUUACAAGAAAAGAUAGUAGCUAGCUGUGCAGAACAAUUGAUUAUCAUAGCCGACUAUACGAAGCACUCUUGUUUGUUAGGUGAACAAUAUAAAAAAGGAAUACCUAUUGAAGUGUCACCACUGGCUUAUGUUCCUAUAAAACUUAAAUUAGAGAAGAAAUACAAGGGAGAUGUAGCGUUACGGAUGGCAGUGAACAAAGCUGGUCCAGUGGUCACGGACAAUGGCAAUUUCAUACUGGACUGGAAAGAUUUCGAUCAAUCGUUAAACUGGAAAACGGUCAACGAUGAUUUGGUUUCUUGGCCGGGGAUCGUUGAUACGGGACUUUUCAUUGGCAUGGCCAGUAAAGCCUAUUUCGGAUUGAAAGAUGGAUCUGUUAAGACUCAAUCUUAACCCUUGCUGUUGUGGGUCUAAAGAAGAAUACCAUACGAUCGGGGUUGGGUAGGUAGAAAAUUUUAUAUUUUCUAUCGUAUUUUCUACACUGAAAAUUAAUUUUCUACAUUUUUUACAUGCCCAGACGUAGAAAAUUAGUUUUGUAUAUUAUAAGCCGUUUUUUGAGUUUAUACCGGGUGUUGCAUCGUCGUUGUGACAUAGGAAAUCCCAUGCAAAAUUUGAACUGUCCAGAUAUUGGCUCCCCUAUGGAUUCUAUAGCGAAGUUGUACAAACAAAACGAAUUUACGCCAGAUGUCUGUCAACGUUGCCAACAUGUGACAACAUGCGCGCUAACUGAAUCUUUCAAACUCACUGCUAUCUCCAGGGAAUGGUAGCAUUCACUAGUAAAAGUUGGUUUCAAAAAUACCUGUCGAACUUUUACUAGCGUAGUCUUGCAAAUCCGUGAAUGUGAGCUUUUACUAGUAAUCGUUAACAAUCACAGAUCUCCAACUUUUACUGUAACUUGUAACAUAUAUAUUUUAUGAAAACCACAGGCUUUCUAUUGUAAAAUUAAAAAACAAGGAUUAACGAAAGCUUUCAAAGAAAAGAAAAACAGACUUUUCUGUACGGUCUUCAGAUUUCACAGAAAAAAAUAUUCUAAUAAUCUUCAGAUCGAUUACUGUCUCUUCAGGAAGUUAGUACCGUCACAGAAUAGAGAGAUAGUGUUAGCGCACACUUAUUACAGGUUUAACAUUUAUAGAAUUUAAAGAAAAUAGAAAGGAAGAAACCUCUAAGUGAAAAAAACGCCUUUAAAUAUACAAAAUUAAUUUUGUACCUGAUCUCAGAUUUUCUACAUUUUCUACGCACUUUUCUACAUAUACGUAGAAAAUUAAUUUUCUUCGUGUCGUUACCCAACCCUGCAUACGAUGGAGAAAAAAAAACGGCGUCAAAGAUGGCUAGGAAUAAUAAUCAAUGAUAAUUUUGGCGAGGUCAAGCUCUAGAGAUUGACCUCGCCAUAACUAUCAUCCAUUGUCAUUCCCCAGCGGUCUUUGAUACAGUUUUUUUUUCGAUCAUACAGUAUAUGCGAUUCUUCAUAGAUACUUAUAACUGAUAUCAUCUUGUUCCUAUUUGUUUUAAAUGCAUUUGGUGAAUAAAAAUCUGAAAAUAGGCUCUCUACUCCUUAAUGUUGGGUAUGCAACUGAUAUAUUUUAAUAAAAACAGUAUCAGGAAAA